Messenger RNA from Quercus lobata, 3905 nucleotides. RefSeq lists its product as uncharacterized. Lineage: Eukaryota; Viridiplantae; Streptophyta; Magnoliopsida; Fagales; Fagaceae. The record is from RefSeq and is a predicted model, not a curated record. Bases 124 to 3747 code for a protein of 1207 amino acids. The transcript is spliced from 11 exons. Gene Ontology annotation, molecular function: helicase activity.
CGUCUAUAUGCUUUUCUGAGCUUUACAAGGGAAGUAAUGGAAACUCUUACAAGCCAAAAGCAUGGUGUGUGUGACAUUUUGGCCAUUGACUGACUUUACAGAAGAGAAGAAGGUACUGACAGAAUGGAGAAGACUGCGGUGAAGAAGAGAGAAGUUCCUGCAGGUCGACGCUUAAUAGAUUUGGUAUUCUCUUGGUCUAUCGAAGAUGUUCUCAAUGAGGAUCUUUACAGAAACCAGGUGAGACAGAUCCCACAUACAUUUUCCUCAACAAAUGAAUACAUGAAUUCAUUCACUUAUCCACUUAUUGAGGAAACACAUGCUGACUUGUUAUCAAGCAUGUCAACACUGCAUCUAGCGCCUAGUUGUGAAAUAUUGUCAUUCAAACAAACCAAGGAUUUUAAACCACCCAAAGACUUUUUUUACCUUGUUACACUUAAAAGUGUGAGUGGAUUGCAGAAGAAUGGGGGAUAUGAACCAAUGGUUGGAGACAUCAUUGCCUUGACAAAUGUAAGACCAAAAUACAAUGAUUUAGACAGACCCAACAGACCCUUUCUUGUUGCUUUUGUUCAAAAGGUGAAAGACGACAAUAUUCUUACAAUAUUAGCCUCAAAGCCCAUCUUGGCCGAAGAACAAGAGAACAAGAAGAGGGAAACUCUUUAUGCUAUUUGCCUGAUAAACAUGACCACAAAUAUCCGUAUAUGGAGAGCAUUGAACUUUGAGCUGGAAAGUAAAAACUUAGACAUCAUUGGAAAAGUGCUGCAACCAAACUCUGCUGAAGCUAAAAUUUGUACUUCCUGCAUUUCUGAAACAAAUUGCAGUACUACCUAUGCAGAUGUGAAGUCCAGAAUCUACACUUCAGAUUUAAAUGACUCCCAGAAAGAUGCAAUUCUUAGCUGUUUGGAAACUAGGAAAUGCAAUCAUCAGAAUACUGUCAAACUAAUAUGGGGUCCUCCAGGAACUGGGAAAACCAAGACAGUUGGAUCGUUACUAUUCUGUCUACGUAGAAUGAAAUGCAGAACUCUUACUUGUGCCCCGACGAAUACUGCAGUUUUGGAAGUGACCCAGCGGCUACUAAAGAAUGUGACAGAGUCACUUGAAUAUGAUACUUAUGGGCUUGGAGAUAUACUUUUAUUUGGAAAUAGGGAGCGAAUGAAGAUUGAUGAUCGUCAUGACCUUCUAGAUGUAUUCCUUGAUAACCGAGUUACUAUACUAUAUGAAUGCCUUCUUUCAUCAACUGGUUGGAAAGAUACUUUACUAUCAAUGAUUACUUUGCUCAAUGAACCUAAACGGCAAUAUCAUUUGUAUUUGAAAAAUGAAGGAAAAUCUAAAAAUAAAGGAAUAGAUAGUAAUCAAGGGAAGGAGGUUGAUGAUCAAUCCUCCAAAGACAAGAAGAGCAAGAAAAAUCUGAAGAAAGUUAUCAUUCAAACCUUAAAUGAAAACAAAAACAAGAAAAGACAGAACGAGAUGGUGCCUUUGUGGAGAGAAAAGUGCUUAGAGCAUGAGGAAAAACAAAGGGAGGAUAGUUCUUCCCAAGACAUGAAAAAUGAAGGACAGGUAGCCAAUGAAUGUGAUAACCCUUUGACAUUUGAGGAGUUCAUACAAAAGAGAUUCAACUGCAUUUCAAAGCGUUUGACAUUUUUUAUUGAAAAUUUAUAUACACACUUACCUACUUCUUUUAUUUCAUUAGAAGUGGUAAAAAAGAUGAUCAAAGCUCGUCAUUUACUCAAAUCAUUUGAAACUUUCUUUUGUGCUGUUAGUGUUACUGAUAAAGGGUUAUUAGAGAAAGUCUUCAGUAAAAAUGCAGGAAGCAGCCUUGGUCACUUAAGGGAGUUGAGUAUUUUGAGAUAUAAGUGCCUUCGUGUACUUAGAUCUCUUCCUCAAAAAUUCCCAGUUCCAGAUUUUGAAGACGAGUAUGAUAUAAAAGACUUCUGCCUACAAAAUUCUUGUCUGAUUUUCUGCACUGUAUCAAGCUCUGCUAAAGUGCAUGAAGUAAUAACUGAUCUGGAACUACUGGUUAUAGAUGAAGCUGCUCAGCUUAAGGAAUGUGAAUCAACCAUUCCUUUACAACUUCCUGGCCUCCGCCAUGCUAUUCUCAUUGGGGAUGAACGUCAACUGUCUGCGAUGGUUAAAAGCAAGAUUUCUGAGGAAGCUGAAUUUGGAAGAAGUUUGUUCCAGCGGCUGGUAUUGAUAGGACACAAGAAACACCUUCUUAAUGUCCAGCAUAGGAUGCAUCCAUCCAUAAGCUUAUUCCCAAAUAGGAUGUUCUAUGAAAAUCAUAUUUUGGAUGGCCCCAAUGUCGAAAGAAGAAGCUACAAGAGGCGUUUCCUUCAGGGGAAGAUGUAUGGCUCCUACUCUUUUAUAAAUGUAGCACAUGGAAAAGAGGAAUUCAAUAACAGCCAUAGCCUGCAAAAUAUGGUUGAGGCGGCUGUGGCAUCUGAGAUAGUUUCAAGCCUUUUCAAAGAAUCAGUUUGCACAAAGAAGAAGGUUAGAGUUGGUAUCAUCUCACCGUACAAGGCUCAAGUUUUUGCAAUUGGAGAGAAGGUGAAAAACUACAAUGCAGAUUCUAAUGAUGACUUCUCCAUUAGUGUUCGCUCUGUUGAUGGGUUCCAGGGUGGUGAGGAAGAUGUGAUAAUUAUCUCAACUGUCAGAUGUAAUAAGAAUGGAAUAGUUGGGUUUCUUAAAAAUCAUCAAAGAACAAAUGUGGCUCUAACUCGUGCCAGGUAUUGCCUUUGGAUAUUGGGAAAUGAAGCAACUUUAACUCAAAGGAACACUAUUUGGAAGGAAUUAGUCAUUGAUGCCAAGAAACGGAGGUGCUUCUACAAUGCCCACGAGGACAAGGGUUUGGCUCAAGCUAUUACAGUCGCCUUGGUUGGAUGUAACCAAAUGCACAUUUUACUCAACAUGGAUUCUUUUCUGUUCAGAAAAGCUAGAUGGAUGGUCUCCUUCAGCAAAGAUUUUUUGAAAUCUAUGUCAAGACUUAAAGAUGCUGAGACUUGUACAAAAGUGCUUACUUUAUUGGAAAAUCUUGCAAAUGGUUGGCGCCAACCUCAAAGCAAGAAAAAUCUCCAUGUCCAUUGUGGAGCUUCUUCCCAAUUAUUAGAGCAGUACAAGGUCAAAGGGUUGCUGCAUCUAGUUUGGACUGUAGACAUUCUUAAGAAAAAUUUGAACUACAUUCAAAUUCUGAAGGUCUGGGACAUUUUGCCAUUAUCUGAAAUGCCAAAACUAGCAAAUCAACUUGAUGUCUUAUUUGAGAAUUAUAGUUUGGAAAAGAUAAAUCACUGCAAACACAGAAGCCUCAGUGGGUGUUCAGUUGUUCCAAUGAAAUGGCCAGUUGACUCAAGUAGUUGUCCUGAAGCUGAUCCUGUAUUGUCCCUUUUAGAACCACUAGCUUCACUCAGCCUGAGGGAUGAGUCAGAAUCAUCAUCUACAACUAAUGGAAUUAAUUCAAAGCACACAACUGGGAGAAGUGUUGUUACAAAUAAAUGGACUUUCAGACAGUGGAGACCUCUAGAGAAGCCGCAAGAAUGGUUUCGUAGGAGGAGUUGUUGUACACAAGGACACAAAAUAGCUUACACACUCUCUUACUUAUUACGAGAUUUCUUAGUUUGCAAAGAUACAUGUAAUAUCCAGUGCACAAAACUCUUACUAGUAGUUGAGUCAUCACAUACACUUGUUACAAGACGAGUGCCUUCGAGAGGGGGGAAAAAGCAAAACAAAAUGUUCAAGCAUAAUGUAAAAAUGGUGUGAAUAUAUUCAGGAGGUUUCAAUUGGUUGUUAUAAUAUCCAAUCACAAAUGAGAAAUUGUGAAAUUGGCUUUGUUGAUGACUUUGAUAAAAGAUAUGUAUGUAAUUACCUAACCCUGAAAUUACAAAUGGAGAGUUUAGCAGGAGAUUCUAUUUACAUAC